Xyrauchen texanus (razorback sucker) is the source of this 1005-nucleotide messenger RNA. RefSeq names its product neuropeptides B/W receptor type 2-like. Gene Ontology annotation, cellular component: neuron projection; membrane. Gene Ontology annotation, molecular function: neuropeptide binding; neuropeptide receptor activity. The record is from RefSeq and is a predicted model, not a curated record. NCBI's taxonomy places the organism in Eukaryota, Metazoa, Chordata, Actinopteri, Cypriniformes, Catostomidae. The coding region runs from base 1 to 1005 and encodes 334 amino acids. The transcript has a single exon. Gene Ontology annotation, biological process: neuropeptide signaling pathway.
AUGGAAGACAAAGACACAAUGGACAAUAAAUCAGUUUCGUCUCAAUUGGACUAUUCAUGCAACCACUCAUCCAAUCCGGAUAACACCAACUGCACAUCUCCACCGUGGAUGCUCUACCCUGACUUCUACAUUUGGCUACCGCUUGUUUAUUCGAUCGUCUGCGCCGUGGGGCUCACGGGCAACACGGCUGUCAUUUACGUGAUCCUAAAAGCCCCUAAAAUGAAAACUGUCACCAAUUUAUUUAUUUUGAAUUUAGCUAUCGCCGACGACCUUUUCACGUUAGUUUUGCCCAUUAAUAUUGCCGAACAUCUGUUAAACUACUGGCCAUUUGGUGACAUUAUGUGCAAAGUGAUCCUCUCCAUAGAUCACUACAACAUCUUCUCCAGCAUCUUCUUCCUGACUGUCAUGAGCGCGGACCGCUAUCUGGUGGUGGUUUCCACGUUGCGCUCCAAACGGAUGCCCCACAGGACCUACAGGUUAGCCAAGACGGUCAGCAUCUGCGUUUGGACUCUGGUCAUUCUCAUCGUGAUGCCCUUCACUGUUUUCGCCGGUGUCUAUGUCAGUCCCGACGACGCGGACGGCAGGACGAGCUGCGUUCUAAGUUUUCCGAGUCCUGAGAGUUUCUGGUUCAAAGCCAGUCGGAUUUACACGCUCGUCCUCGGGUUUGUCAUGCCAGUGUCGACCAUUUGCAUCCUCUAUAGUGCGAUGCUCUACAAACUGCGACGUAUGCGACUGAAUUCAAACGGCAAAGCUCUGGACAAAGCCAAGAAAAGAGUCACGGUGAUGGUGUUCAUCGUACUCGCGGUGUGCUUGUUCUGUUGGACGCCGUUUCACCUGAGUACUGUGAUCGCCCUCACCUCAGAUUUACCCACCACUCCGCUGGUCAUAGGUCUCUCGUAUUUUAUCACGGGUCUGAGUUAUGCUAACUCGUGUCUCAAUCCGUUCCUUUACGCUUUCUUCGACGAUAGUUUCAGGAAGGCUUUUAAGAAAAUUCUGGAGUGCUGA